Bactrocera oleae (olive fruit fly) is the source of this 4812-nucleotide messenger RNA. It is a transcript of the gene unc-4, whose product is annotated as unc-4. Gene Ontology annotation, molecular function: sequence-specific double-stranded DNA binding; DNA-binding transcription factor activity, RNA polymerase II-specific. The record is from RefSeq and is a predicted model, not a curated record. Gene Ontology annotation, biological process: regulation of DNA-templated transcription. NCBI's taxonomy places the organism in Eukaryota, Metazoa, Arthropoda, Insecta, Diptera, Tephritidae.
UGUAUGUUUUGGUAAAUAAUCAACAAAGCAAUAUAUGUCAUAGCCUUCAAGAGUACUUCCAAAAAAAGGAACUAUAUACACAUAUAUAUUAACAUAUCUACAAUAUACUUUACAUAUACAUGUAUAUAUUACAUUUCAAUCCGAAACUGUAGAAAACAGUACAUAGUAUGGGCUUAUUUCAUAAAUAUGUACAUAUAUAUAAACACCUUACUAUAAACUACAGCAACAACUGUCGUCGAAAAAUGCGCCGAUAAGCGACCAAGCAAUCAUUCUCUCUUCCGAUUCCUUUCGAACCACUUUAGUCGUUCUUCUAUACCAAUGCCGGCAACAGCAACAGAGGCACUUACAGCAACAAAUGCACAAAUAAUAAUUUUAUGAGGGCAAAUUGAAAUAUACCGAAAAACUCCGCCCCACGUAAGUCCAGUGCACAUAUCCAGCACAUGCAUACAAAACACCUCCUCUCCUCUCAGGAACAGUUGGGUUAAAUUGAUAAAAUCUUGAAAUGUAAAAAGAAAGAACAAUAAUAAUGGGAAUACUUCCCAGUAUUUACAAGCACCUCAUCUGACCAUCUCGCUCUAACGCUCGCAAUUUCCGCGUGUUGUGUUGGUGUAAAGAUAUUACUAGUGGUGUUGGUGCUCGGAACCACAAUCAUUGUCGUCCAUGUUGGAAACGGCGAAAAACAAAUAAACCAGCAAGCAAUUACUCUUUCGUAUACAUGCGUUCGGUUGUUGGUCCGACGUACAGUCAGCUUGUGUGUUUAUAUUAAUUAUAGACUUGGACUGAAUGAAGAUGUGCAGUGCUCGAGCUGACUGCGGCAGAGAACAUUAUGGGUGUUGGUUGAACCGUCGGCGGAGGUCGCGGUGUCAACUCUAGCGAUGGCAUAUGCAGCAACAAUGCCCGAGGAAUAGAAUUAAGUGGCUUUUUGAUGAAUUUCUUGCUCUCUUGUACCAAUGGGAAAGAGCCGGGCAAGGCGUGCUGCUUCGUUCUCGCAUACACGGAGCAACAGCUAGUAAACGGUCGGUCGAUAAUCGUCUGAUUGCGGUUAGGUGAGGUGUGGUGCUGAUCUGAUAGUGGUGGUUGUGGUGGUGAUACCUUGGCGCAACAAUGGCAACAAUCUCGUGCUCAUGGUCUCAUCGUCUACUCGCUCACUGAUUCGUUGACUUCUUGCUGCUCUCCGCUUACGGCAGCUGCUGCGUCGUUAAUCUUUCUGGUUUGCUUUGCUUUGGUUUGUUAAACUCGAAGUCUGCUCGCUGUGCUCAGUUCAAAUUGAAUUUUCAUGUUGAGUGCUCGUUGGUUGUUCGUUGCGUUCUGUUUGUUGCACAUUUCGGCUUGUGCUACCGUCGGUGGUUCACUAGUUCGAGCAGAAUUGCUUUGAGAUUUGCUUAGCUUGUGCCGCGAGAGUGGUGUAGGAUGUCCGCGAAUCGGGUUCAUUUGGCAAACGGUGGCAGUUGAGCUGACCGAGGUCUAAACCGGAAUUCACUUCAUCGGCUGUGCUGUCGGUCGAGCACGUUGUGUGCGAUUGCAAUUAUUUUUAUUAACGCAGCCACAAAAUUGAAUCUUAAUUGAUUGGUAUAAUAAGCCAACACUAACAAUAUUAAAUUUUUAUUAUGAAAAUACAUAUUUACAUGUGCACGAAAUACUUAUUAUGUACAUACAGAAGGAGCUUCAACGACAAUACGACUGUGAACCAUUGUGAAUAUAUCAACACAUACAAGUACAUACAUGUAAAACUAUACAUAUAUACACCGAUAUUUGUGGAUUUUGUGCUGAUGUGAAUAGCACAUUCUUUUCGACUGAUGUGAAUAGAAUUCAUUGUGUGUUUGGUGCAAACUUAAAGUGGACUUAUUCGACAUUUAUGCAAUAGUCCGUGUGAGUUGUUGCUGUAUUUUUAUUCGCUCAACUGCAGAGCUUUAGUACAGAAUGGUUUUAGAGCAACAACUGCAAAAGCAACAACAAAACCUGCAACUACAACGCAUAUCAGCGCAAGGACGUUUGAGCCCGGCGGCAGACACGGUCAGUGGUCCCGAUAGUGUAACAGUCAGUGGCGGUGGUAGUAUAGUUUCGUGUCCUGGAACAGUGGUCCGUUCAACAGCCAAUUCUUCAACCAUGCCGCCGGAAGGCUUGCACCCAACCGCUGCGUUGCAGUUGUACGCCGCUGCUGCUCAGUUAGCGCCCGGUGGGGUGCGAGUCCCUCCUUGGGGACCAUUUCUGCAAUUCGGUGUGCCGGGAGUGUUUGCCGGCGGCCCGUUUUUGGGCCGUCCCCGUUUUGAAACUAAUCCGCAGAAUGCUGCUGCUGCCGCAGCGGCCUCACAAAUGGCGGUUAAUGCAAGUAAUGCGUUCGCGAAUUUAACUGGAUUAAGUGUGGCGAUGCGAAAUGUUUCGGCUGUGCAAACGACUGCGGCUGCUGCUGUUGCAACAGUAGCCAUUCAACAUCGGUUAAUGAUAGGAAAUCGGCAAAACCUGGCAGCCGGCCCGCCUAGUGAGGGAUCGAAUGAAGAUGGAGGCUUUCCUGGUGAUGGUGAUGAGGAUAGUAAUGCUGCGAAACGGAGACGAUCUCGAACUAACUUUAAUUCGUGGCAACUGGAGGAGCUGGAGCGUGCGUUCUCUGCCAGCCACUAUCCCGAUAUUUUCAUGCGUGAAGCACUGGCUAUGAGACUGGACUUGAAGGAGAGCAGAGUUGCGGUAUGGUUCCAGAACCGAAGGGCAAAAGUGCGAAAACGCGAACACACCAAAAAAGGACCGGGACGACCUGCACAUAACGCUCAACCUCAAACCUGCUCCGGAGAACCAAUUCCGCCAAGUGAAUUGAAAGCCAAAGAAAGGGCUCGACGAAGAAAAAAGUUGGCGAAAGCGAUUGAUCGACAAGCGAGAAAGUUGCAGGCCAAAGGCAUCACGGUCGACCUCGAAGCUCUUAAGGCCGAAUACAUAUCACAACAUAAAGCCAAUGGCACCUUCUCCGACUCAGAUCUGGAAGACGAUGGCAUACAAAUAGACGUAGUGGGCGGUACGGACAGUGACGACGAUGGAGAUGACUGCUCAUUUCGAAGCCCUAGAGCAAAUAGCUUAAUGCCAGGCAGCUUCUCACCAAACAGUAGUCAAAAUGGCAUAGAGAGUCCAGUAUCCAAUGGAGAACGCAACACUGAGGAUGACAGCAAUGCCACAGAUAGUUGUGGAAAGACAUCGUUCAUUUUUCCUACAGCAAGUACAGCCAUGUCGAAUUUGCGAUUAAACCUGACAAAUUCCAAUACACCCGCCCAUGAAUAUCAGCAACAACACCAGCAAAAUCAGCAAAAUCAAAUUCAUCAAAAUCACAACAGUAAUCAGCAUCAAACAUCGCCGAUUAGCAUCCGGCGGAACAAUCCAUUUAGCAUAGAGUCACUUCUGUUCAACAACACGUGAGAUUUAUUGAGAUGGUUAAAUGGUUGAAUGCAAAGGCAAACAAGUUGUACGCUUUCUCGCAAGCCAUUGCUUGUGCCCACUUUACCCAUCCACAGCAGAUACGCGUUAACACAGUCACAUGCAGGGAGUAUAUCAGCCACUGUAUAGUGUAUGUACCAUAUAAAUAAGCGACUAAAUAUUAAGUAUGUAUGUAUAGCAUUAGUGAAUAGUUAAAGAAUGUACCAUGGAUGAACUGAAGUAAUUAACGGAAUUGUUUAGCAGCUAAGCGAGUACGUACAUAUGUAUGUACGACUGUAUGCACCAGCACUUAUAUACAGAAAUACCCACAGUAAAUAAUGAUAAUGCAUCCAGAACCAAUUGCGCAAUAUUAAUAUAAUUAAUGUACCAUAGUGAGUAUUCAUUUACAUAUUUUUCAUGAAAAUUAUGCGGAGUGUACAGUGUCUAUUUAAAAAUAUUUCAAAAUAUGUGGAAUUCUUUGAUUUGUAUUUCUAUCUUUUCCAACUGUAUAUAGAUUAACUUAUGCCAAAGUAUAAUUAUUUCACUUCUAACAUACAUAAGUAUGUACACGCAUUUUCUUUCUGUGGCAGAAGCUGUGGCUAAUUCAAGUCGCACUCGCCAACUAGUUGCCAACUUUUCAACAGAAUAAUCGACAUGUAUUGUUCCUCUUCAUGUUGGAGUUAGCCAUUUCGUGACAAUAACUUAUAAAAAAAACCAGGCCUCUUGGAACUGGCUCUGGAAAUGUUGUUCCGAUAGGACCUAAUUAUUGGUCAAUUUGCCGUAAAUUUAAAAGCUUUUUCCACAAGUUUAAUCUUUUUUUUUAUAAAAAAAUAUGCGGAAAUAUGAUUAUGCGCUACUUUUGUCUAGUUUGUUAUGCUCUUAAAUGAAUUUCGAACCGAUGUGAAAAGAUCGCAACAAAGCAAUGGCUGAUUUGCGAACAAUUUUAUCUCAUUAGAUAAUUACUUCGCUAAUUUCUAGUUGCCUACACUUAUAUAUAGUUAUUUGAUUACAAAUUUUUAGUUAAAUACCAUUGUAUGAGUAGUUUACAAGUACGAGUAUGCAAUUAUAUGUGUGAACAGGGCUUUGAAUAUUAUAGAAAUCUAGCUUUAAGUGCAAUACAAAUAUGCAUACAUACAUAUGUAUGUAUUUUAGUGUAGUAUUACAAAGGCAUAUUUUUAUGUUUAUGUACAUAUUUAUGUAUGUUUAAGUUAAUGUCUGACGCUUUAAUACCUCUUUAGCAUUUUAAUAUUUUGUUUAAAAAUAUAUCGCUUUUGUGUUCUCCUUGAAACUGAAUCAGUUUUAUAUACUUGCUAUAAUUAUUAUUGUAAAAUAAUUUCAAUUUAGUUUAAAGAAAAUAUGAAUAAAUAAUAUGUUCCAUUAAAUGAAGAAAUAUCAUCUAACUAUUUACAAGUAAAA